CAUGGAUGCCGAAAAUUUAAUUUCGUUAGUUCAGCAACGGUCUGUGCUAUGGGACAAAUUUAGUGAUUCAUACAAAGAUAGGAAUGCUACGAAAAGUGCUUGGCAGGAAGUUUGCGCGGAAUUAUUUCCAGACUUUCAUGCUUUUAAUGACAGCGACAAAAUUUCGAUUGGUAAAGAAGUAAUUAGGAAGUGGACGAAUAUGCGGGAUUCGUUCUUAAAAUACAGAAAAAAAAUUAAAGCAAGCAAAUCCAGUGGAUCUGGGGCAUUGCAAUAUAAAAAAUAUAUAUAUAGUGAUCAACUACAGUUCUUGUGUAAAGUGUGUGAUGAACGAGACACUGUCGAUAGUAUGGGACCAAUCCAGACACAGGAUGGAGAAGAAGCAGAAAGCAUGAAUGUGCAAGACUUCACAGAAAACUCGAGUGCGUCUGCUUCAUCGGAAACGAAGAAAAAUAAAACAAAAGGAAAGCCACUUGAUGAAUUCGAAGUGAGAAUUUUGAAAGCAGUAGAAGGAGAGAAGCCAUGUGGUAAAAUGGCUUUCUUACAAAGCCUUAUGCAUCAUCUUAAAAAAUUCAAUGAUGAGGAUUUCCUACAGUUUCAAUUGGGAAGUUUAAAACUGAUAGAAAACAUUAAUGAAAAAAGAAAAGUACAGGAUUCUUCACUAAUUGACUUCUCUCAGAACCAAAAUUCAAUUUAUUUUCCAAUUCCAAUAGCAUCCUCAGAUGCAGACAGUGUUGAUUCUGAUACAAGCGAAACUGACCAUGUAUAG
This is a messenger RNA of Toxorhynchites rutilus septentrionalis, 766 nucleotides long. RefSeq lists its product as uncharacterized. Gene Ontology annotation, cellular component: transcription regulator complex; nucleus. NCBI's taxonomy places the organism in Eukaryota, Metazoa, Arthropoda, Insecta, Diptera, Culicidae. The transcript is spliced from 2 exons. The record is from RefSeq and is a predicted model, not a curated record. Gene Ontology annotation, biological process: regulation of transcription by RNA polymerase II. Bases 2 to 766 code for a protein of 254 amino acids.